Molecule: messenger RNA, 1428 nt
Organism: Colletotrichum godetiae
Lineage: Eukaryota; Fungi; Ascomycota; Sordariomycetes; Glomerellales; Glomerellaceae
Product: Snf7 family protein
Exons: 2
Coding region: 1-1428 (475 amino acids)
Biological process (GO): late endosome to vacuole transport via multivesicular body sorting pathway; vesicle budding from membrane
Cellular component (GO): multivesicular body; ESCRT III complex
Source: RefSeq, a predicted model, not a curated record
AUGGGAGAACUCGCCGACUUCCUCGUCGAACGCGACCAAAACUUUCGCAAAGCCCGUUUGCCAGCCCUCUACUCCGACUUCCGCCCCCAACGAACCCUCAACCCAGACGGCUUCCACGCCAACGUCAGCGCCUGGCGCCAGGCCCUCGCCCGCGCAGCAUGGGAAGGCCGCGUCGCAUCGCAGCUCUCGGCGCCGAAUUUGUUAGUGGUCAACGUUGACGAGCAGCUCGUCCGGUCCCUCGAAAGCAAACAAUUCGGUCGUCCGCUCGCGCUUGGCACCGUUGUGAGGGAAGCUGUCGCCGACAAGGACCUUUACCCGCUCAACGAGUUUACCAAGGCGAAAGAGAGCAUCUACGCGGGCAAGACGUGGGCGCAGGUUCCGUGGAGCGUGGUGUCGUGGGCGGCGGGCCAGUUGUUUGGGGCGGGGAAGUUGACUUCGGGGGAGGAUACGGUUCCAAAGGGGCAGUUUGUGGUUUUGAGGAAUGUCGAAACUACGGCGAAGAGUCUUUCGGAGAAGGUUACUGCUGCGGAUUCGAGGUUCGACAGGACGUAUACGAAGACACAUUUUCAAAAGACGUUUGCGGAUGCGUUGGUGCAGGAUCGGAGGUUAUCCGAGACGGACGUCGAUAUUCUGCUCAUAUUUUUGUCACGGGACAAGGGGAUCGUGGUGUACGACGGCAAGGUGGUCAAGAUCAGGGGUUCGAGCACAGACGAGGACGAGACGACGAUCACAGAGGAAGACGCCGCCGUCUCGUCGCUAAAGGAGCUCAUUGCCGACAUGAAGCAGCAGACGGCCCUCCUCACGGCGCGCGUGGACGAGCUCACGGCGACGGCCAAGGACGCCGUGACCAAGAAGAACAAGGUCGCUGCGCUGGCGGCGCUGAAGUCGAAAAAGAUGACCGAGGCGUCGCUCGAGAAGCGGUUUGCGACGCUGAACCAGCUCGAGGAUGUGGCGGGUAGAAUACAAGAGGCGCGGGAUAAUGUGCAGCUCGUCAGCGUCAUGGAGGCGAGCGCGGAUGCGCUCAAGGGGCUUAAUGAGAAGGUUGGCGGCGCGGAUCGGGUUGGGGAUGUGGUGGAUAGGUUGAGGGAGCAGAUGGGUGAGGUGGAUGAGGUGGGCAAGAUCAUAUCCGAGGCUGGGGCUGCGCCUGUGGUUGAUGAGUUUGAGGUUGACGAGGAGCUUGAGGCUAUGGAACGGGAGGAGAGGGAGAAGAUUGAGGCGGCGGAGAGGAGGGAGAGGGAGGCGAGGGAGGAGAAGGAGGCUGAGGAGACGAGGAGGAGGCUUGAGGCGGAGAUGGAGGGUUUGAAGGCGCCUGUGAAGGAGCCUGUUGAAAGGCAGGGGGCCAAAUCGCCGACAGGGGAGACGGCGGAAAGCUUGGAGAGGAUGGGGCUUGAGGAGAGGGUGCGGGAGGAGCCUAUGCCUGCGCAGUAA